This is a messenger RNA of Perkinsus marinus ATCC 50983, 549 nucleotides long. RefSeq lists its product as hypothetical. Bases 1 to 549 code for a protein of 182 amino acids. The transcript has a single exon. Lineage: Eukaryota; Perkinsozoa; Perkinsida; Perkinsidae. The record is from RefSeq and is a predicted model, not a curated record.
AUGGACGCCGCCGAGUUCAUGACCUUUCGUAGUAGAGCCCUGGGGCUUUUGAGUGGUUCGGUCAUCCUCAGUACCACCUUCCCGAUCAAGGGAGGUAUUGGACUAGUCCUUAGCGAUGAGAGUCACGGGAACACAUGCGUUCAGUCUUUGAAUCGCAUGCAGGGCUAUACAGCCAAGGUCCGCACUGGAUCAUGGCCACGUGUGAUUUUGUUUAAUCCCGCAGUAGCCCGUGGUUCCACUAUCGACUCAGUGAGUCGCUCUAUCAAGGAGGGCAAUCCUGCUCUCACCGAAGGUAUCGACGGUGACAAGCUGGUCAGCGCGGUCUAUUGGCGCGGCCAGCGCUUAGUUAUGGCGAUCUGCCCAACCCUCUACCACAGGCUCUCUGCCAGAGAGAUAGAUAUAGCCAAGGUUAUGGACGGUGCUUCUCGGAUUCCCUCUGAUACUCCUUUACAGGGUAUCACGGAUUCCUUGAGCACCUUGGUAAAACAAUUUACGCCCGAAGCCCCAGCCCCCUCCGACACCACCUGGUGGACGGGCGAGCCUGUCUAG